CACAGUCAUGGACAAUUUAGUGUCUCCAAUUUACCUCACUUGCAUGUUUUUGGACUGUGGGAGUAAACCCACGCAGACACGGGGAGAACAUGCAAACUCCACACAGAAAGGACCCAGACCGCCCCACCUGGGGAUCGAACCUAGGACCUUCUUGCUGUGAGGCGACAGUGCUACCCACCGAGCCACCGUGCCGCCCCACCUGCAGAGUAAACAAAGAGAUUUAUUAGAUCUUUAAUAAUGCAGUCAGCAGAAGAGGGACACGUCACCCCGGAGGAUCUACAACAUGAAGGAUUCCAGAUUAAAAUAAUAAAAAAGGAAGAAGAUGAAGAUGAGGACGAUGAUUUCUUCUGUGAAGGAUCUUUAAUCCCUGUGGAACAAGACAUGGAACUCUUCUCCUCAGUGGACCAACAGUGUGGAGGUUUCCAGAUGAAGCCUGUGAAGAAGGAAGAACCUGAAGAUACAGAUGAACUCAAACUGAACAAGGAUUUCUCCUGCUCCUCGUGUCCACGUUCCUCUACAACCCAAAAUCACCUCCACAAUCACAUCAAGAGCUGCAACCAUGAUAAAUAUGAGACUCUGGUGAAGAUUAAGACUGAACAUGAGGAUCUGACGCCCACCAGAAGCUCCAGUAAUCAGCAAACGUCCUCUGGUACUGUCAGCAUUAACACCUCUCUCAGUCCCACACAGGAAAAAGGAAACGUCUGCUCACAGUGUGGGAAGAGCUUCAGGUACCAGAGUGAUCUCAAAAAGCACCAGCGCAUUCACACUGGAGAGAAACCAUAUCAGUGCUCACAGUGUGGGAAGAGUUUUAAUAGACAGAAUUAUUUCAAACAACACCAGCGCAUUCACAGUGAAGAGAAACCGUAUCAUUGCUCACAGUGUGGGAAGAGUUUUAAUCGUCGGAGUCUUCUCAAAAUACACCAGCGCAUUCACACUGGAGAGAAACCGUAUCAGUGCGCACAGUGUGGGAAGAGUUUCACUUCACAGAAUGUUCUUAAACAACACCAGCGCAUUCAUACUAGAGAGAAACUGUAUCAGUGCUCACAGUGUGAAAAGAGUUUUAGUAAACAGGGUAAUCUUAAAAUACACCAGCGCAUUCACACUGGAGAGAAACCGUAUCAGUGCUCACAAUGUGGGAAGAGUUUUAAUCAACAGAGUAAUCUCAAAGAACAUCAGCACAUUCACACUGGAGAGAAACUGUAUCCGUGCUCACAGUGUGAAAAGAGUUUUAGUACACAGAGUUAUCUGAAAAUACACCAGCGCAUUCACACUGGAGAGAAACCAUAUCUGUGCUCACAGUGUGGGAAGAGUUUUAAUAGACAGAGUCAUUUCAGAAUACAUCAGCGCAUUCACACUGGAGAGAAACCAUAUCAGUGCUCACAGUGUGGGAAGAGUUUUAAUACAGAGAGUUAUCUCAAAACCCACCAGCGCAUUCACACUGGAGAGAAACCGUAUCAGUGCCCACAGUGUGGGAAGAGUUUUAAUCAACAGAGGCAUCUUAAAAGACACCAGCGUAUUCACACUGGAGAGAAACUGUAUCAGUGCUCACAGUGUGGAAAGAGUUUUAAUCAACAGAGUAAUCUCAAAACACACCAGCGCAUUCACACUGGUGUGACACAUUCAAUUGAACCAAGGGUUUGAUUUUUAAUACCACAUUACCAAACUAAUCACCAAGUGUUCCUGUUAAUGUAGCAGCAGCUGUAAUGUUUAGCAUGUUCACCUGUUUCUUUUUAUUUUAAUAAAUGAACCCACAGUCUCUGCA
Molecule: messenger RNA, 1762 nt
Organism: Trichomycterus rosablanca
Lineage: Eukaryota; Metazoa; Chordata; Actinopteri; Siluriformes; Trichomycteridae
Product: zinc finger protein 501-like
Exons: 4
Coding region: 238-1641 (467 amino acids)
Biological process (GO): regulation of transcription by RNA polymerase II
Cellular component (GO): nucleus
Molecular function (GO): transcription coregulator activity
Source: RefSeq, a predicted model, not a curated record